AUGAACAUUUACACAUUUCUGUACAUCUUAGUUUAUUUAUUCAAUACGAACAGUUCAACAGUAACAACGACAAUCUUAGACUCGUCAGGUUCUGCAUCUCGUUUACUGGUUCUUCUAAUUGAUGGGCUAAGAUGGGAUGUAAUAGCUGGUCAUUUAGAAAAUAAUACUAAUCGAUUCGGAUUUAAACGACUACAGAAAAAUGGUGCGUAUUUGCAGCGUUUCACUCCUGUAUUUCCCGCAGAGUGUUAUCCGAAUAUUUACUCACUAUUUACAGGUCGUCAUCCAGCUGAUCAUGGAGUUAUUCUGCCAACAACAUUUAGUGAACAUACAACUAUUAAUGGUAAGCCUAUUCGUUCACAAGUUGAAGGUCUUUGGGAAACAGGAGUUAAACAAAAUAAAGGUGUUCAUCUUUAUCAUUUGCCUAUAUGUUCUACUGAAGCUGGCACUGAAAAUAGUUGGUAUUGUGAACCGUAUAGUCAAGAAGUUAUGAAUCCUACGCAUUUGAAUGCUACAAUACAAAAAGCUGUGGAUGGGCUAAAAAACGGCAGUGCGAAUUUGGCAGUGGUAUACUACGAUGAAUUAGAUCGUAUCGGACAUAGAUAUGGUCCAUUAUCUAAUGAAUUAGUUCAUAAACAUUUAGUGUAUUUGGAUCACGUUUUAGACUAUGCAUUGAACAUCAUAGAAUCUAUACCAAAUUUAAAUUUAAUGCUAACUUCUGACCAUGGUAUGGCGACAGUCUCACAUCAAGCACAUGCUGAUCGUUAUUUUAAAGGGACAGAAUUAGAUAGAGUACUAAAUCGUGGAAGUACAUUGUGGAUCUGGCCUAAACCAGAAUUUGAAAACAAUGUGUAUAAUCGUUUAUUAAUCCAACAAAGUAAAUCUCCUUUCACUGUAUACAAUUCAUCGACCAUUCCUUCACAUUGGGAAAUUAUGACAAAUAAUAAUAAUAAUUCAUUAUUCCCACCGGUAUUGUUAAUCGCUUCACCAAAUUAUAUAUUUCAUUCCAAGGCAUGGCCAUUAAAUAUGAGUCAUUACAAUUUAAUCGAUCCCAAAGGAAUGCAUGGCUAUGAUCCAAAACUGCCUGAUAUGCAUAUUCCAUUAUUUAUUUAUGGUCCAAAUAUUAAUCGUGGUGUUCAAUUAAAUUUUACCAAAGAAAUUCGUUCAGUUCAUAUACAUAGUUUAAUGGCUUAUUUAGCAUCGAUUAAUCUGCCAGAUUUUCGUUCACUCGAUUUAUUCAAACCAUUACUUUCACACAAUUAUUAUCAUCAUCAGUUGUCACCUGUGUUGAAUAAUUUCUAUUGGCCAUUGAAUGAUAAAUCAUUAUCAUUUUCUUCAACAUUAUAUGGAGAUCGUUUUAUGGUGAAUUUUCUCAUCGUAGCAGCAGCGUUAACUUGUUUCUUUGUGCUAAUUUGCGCUUUCAUCAUAUUAGCCUAUGUUAGAUGUCGUAUUUCAUUGACGACUACACAUGUAUUCGGUUAUCAAGAUGAUUUAGACAAGGAAUUAGUUAAAUCUGAGGUACUUUCUGAAGCUUAA
This is a messenger RNA of Schistosoma rodhaini, 1533 nucleotides long. Lineage: Eukaryota; Metazoa; Platyhelminthes; Trematoda; Strigeidida; Schistosomatidae. The record is from the annotation of a GenBank genome assembly.